Monosiga brevicollis MX1 is the source of this 2275-nucleotide messenger RNA. RefSeq lists its product as uncharacterized. Gene Ontology annotation, molecular function: lanosterol synthase activity. NCBI's taxonomy places the organism in Eukaryota, Choanoflagellata, Craspedida, Salpingoecidae. The transcript has 15 exons. Gene Ontology annotation, biological process: triterpenoid biosynthetic process; cholesterol biosynthetic process. The record is from RefSeq and is a predicted model, not a curated record. The coding region runs from base 1 to 2175 and encodes 724 amino acids. Gene Ontology annotation, cellular component: lipid droplet.
AUGGCUUUUCAAGGCAUCUUGGCGAGCCUGACUCGUCAAGAGCAACCUCAGCGUCAAGGCCCGCUGACGGACCUCAAUCGCUGGUCCCUUGAGGUGGAUCAAGGGCGGCAGGUAAGCAUCCUUCAAAAGGCGUCUUCACGUAACAUCGGAUCGCUCGUUUGUCAACUUUGUGCACAUGCCUCACACUUUGCUUGGAUAUCCAUUUUUCCAGAUCUGCCUGCUGCAUCAACGCCUGCCGAUGCGCUGUCCAAUGGUAUCAAUUUUUUUGGUAAUCUUCAGACGGCUGACGGUCACUGGGCGGGUGACUAUGGAGGACCCAUGUUUUUACUGCCCGGCUUUGCUAUCGUCAUGUACGUGACCAAGCAAGUGGUGUCUGAGCCCUUGCGGCUGGAGAUCAUUCGUUACCUCACAAAUCUGCAAACCGAUGAUGGAGGCUGGGGCAUUCACAUUGAGUCGACUUCGACUGUCUUUGGCACCACUCUCAAUUACAUUACGAUGCGUAUUUUGGGCAUUCCGGCCGACGAUGAACGAAUGGAGCGUGCACGAGCCUGGCUUGCUGCUCGAGGAGGCUGCUUAGCCAUCCCCUCUUGGGGCAAGUUUUGGCUAGCUGUCUUGAACAUAUAUUCUUGGGACGGUUGCAACUCCCUUUUCCCUGAGAUGGUGCUCUUGCCAAACUGGUUUCCGCUACACACUCGACGAAUGUGGUGCUAUUGCCGCACCGUGUACAUGCCCAUGAGCUGGGUUUAUGGCAUGAAGUUUCAAGCUCCGGUUGAUGCAUUGAUUCAAAAUCUUCGAGACGAGCUUUUACCACAACGCUUUGACGAGAUUGAUUGGGCGUGCCAACGCAACAAGGUCGCGGAAGAAGAUUUGUAUACACCACACUCUUGGGCGUUGCGCUUCUUUUAUGGCGCUUGCAACAUUUAUGAGCGCAUGGCGCCUCGCUGGUUUCGCACGCGUGCACUGAAUUGGGUGUACGAGGUCCUCCAAUCGGAAGACGAGUUUACUCACUACAUUUGCAUCGGCCCGGUGAACAAGAUGAUUAACAUGCUAUGUUGCUGGAUUCAAGAAGGUCCGCGUGCCUCCCGUUUUAAAAAACAUUGCGAGCGCGUAAAUGACUACAUCUGGAUCGGGCGAGAUGGGGCUAAGAUGAACGGCACAAACGGAUCACAGCUAUGGGAUACAGCUUUUCUGGUUCAAGGUCUCAUUGAAACUCCAAUGCGCGAGGAGUUCAAAGUCGUUUUUGAUCGGGCCAACAAGUUUUUGGACCUCUCACAAAUUCGUCAUAACCACCCAAAUUACGAAAAGUACUACCGCGACGCAACGCAGGGUGGUUGGCCCUUUAGCACGCGUGACAUGGGCUGGAUCGUUGCUGACUGCACGGGCGAAGGCCUGAAGGCUGCAUUGAUCUGCAAGCAUUUUAACUUGACAGACAGUCCACUCAGCGAUGCACGCCUUUAUGAUGCCGUGGAUUUGCUUUUGGGAAUGCAAAACCCAACCGGAGGCUAUGCAACUUGCGAGAAGACUCGUGGUUCAACUUUGUUUGAGUGGUUCAAUGCAUCCGAGGUGUUUGGUGAGAUCAUGAUUGACUACGACUAUGUUGAGUGCACAUCGUCAUCUAUUCAAGCCCUCGUCAAGUUUCAGUUGUACUAUCCAAAUUACCGUGCUCAAGAGGUUUCACGCGCUAUUCAAGCGGGAGCAAGAUUCAUAACAAGCAUUCAGCGAUCAGAUGGAUCUUGGGAGGGCAUGUGGGGAAUUUGCUUUACCUAUGGAACUUGGUUCGCAAUUGAUGGACUCGUCGAAGUUGGCUUUACAUACCAAGAUGAAUCCAUUCGCCGAGCGUGUGACUUCUUGGUCAAGCACCAACAUGAUGAUGGAGGAUGGGGGGAAACCUUUUUGUCGUGCACCACUCGCUCGUACAACGAUCAUCCACACAGUCAAGUUGUGAACACAGCAUGGGCGCUCCUUGCUCUCAUGAAAGCUGAUUAUCCAAACCAAGCCGUUGUGGAGAGGGGCAUUCAAUUUUUGAUGAAGCGACAACUUGCCAAUGGAGACUGGCCUCAAGAAUCGAUUUGCGGAGUCUUCAACAAGAAUUGCAUGAUCAGCUACAGUAACUUCAAGAACAUCUUUCCCAUUUGGGCGUUGUCUAGAUAUCAUGCUCAACACCUGGACCACUAGCACUGGCGGGUGAGCCGGCAUCCAUGGCCAUGGAUCGACGACUGUCAACGGCCAUAAGACCCCAAGGAUCAUACUCCAUCCAAUCCAUGCUGCUAUCCUG